This is a messenger RNA of Adineta steineri, 440 nucleotides long. Lineage: Eukaryota; Metazoa; Rotifera; Eurotatoria; Adinetida; Adinetidae. The record is from the annotation of a GenBank genome assembly.
AUGUCGAAUAUGGGAUUAGGUUGGAUCUGUUUAUUGCUUGCUGUUUUUUUUCCUGUAGUCAAUGGCAGUAUGGCUAGAGGUGUUAAUGGUGGUAAUGAUUGUUUAAUUUGUACACUUGUGUUAGGUGUCGUUGAGAAUUUAUCGAUUGUUUAUAACGAAAGUAUUGUUGAAUCACUGGAACGAACUUGUAAUUAUUUACCACCUCAAUUCAAAAUCUAUUGCAAAGAAGCUGUAGAAUUUUUGGGUCCAAUCAUUAUCGACGGUUUUGAAAAGAAAGAAACGCCCGAUGUUAUUUGUCAUGGAUUAAAAAUUUGUACUGAUGCUGCUGGACAUGAAUGUCGUUUAUUUCCACCGAGAUCUUCAUCACGUAUUUCUUUGGCUCAAAGUGGUUCCAAUCUUCGUGAUCGUCAUCCUGAACUUCGUUCUCUAUUGACUUCUAC